Cynara cardunculus var. scolymus (artichoke) is the source of this 1457-nucleotide messenger RNA. RefSeq names its product protein RMD5 homolog. The transcript has 2 exons. Gene Ontology annotation, cellular component: GID complex; nucleus; cytoplasm. The coding region runs from base 98 to 1261 and encodes 387 amino acids. Gene Ontology annotation, molecular function: protein binding; ubiquitin protein ligase activity. The record is from RefSeq and is a predicted model, not a curated record. Lineage: Eukaryota; Viridiplantae; Streptophyta; Magnoliopsida; Asterales; Asteraceae. Gene Ontology annotation, biological process: proteasome-mediated ubiquitin-dependent protein catabolic process.
AUUUCCCCAAUUUUACACACAAAUCCCCUGGUUCGCCCUUCCUCUUGCCCCUGGUACUUAUUAUUUCCUAAAGGGAAGAGUGGCAAGCAUUUAGGUUAUGGAUCUAAAUAACAUCAAGGAUGCAUUUGAUCGCGUUACAAAGAAGCAAAAGGUGUCAUCCUCUAAAUCCCAAGAGGUGGUCGAGCAAAUGAGCCAAGAAAUCGAGCAGGCGUUAUCAGGAAUACAAUCAGCCACCAACAGUACUUUUCCGCAACCCGACCACAACUUAAUCCUCACCGAACUGAAAGCAAAAUUAAAGGAGAUCGCUCCACUUGGUCAGCUAGAAGGUACACAAAAGGAACUAAAUCUUGCUUUGAGCAAGUACAUUAAGCUUCUCGAGAAACACUUCAAUCCCGAUAUAUCAAGAUCGUAUAGAAACGUUGACUUUGACCUCCACACAAUCAACCAGAUAAUCGCCAGUCACUUUUACCGUGAAGGCAUGUUUGAUAUCGGUGAUUGCUUUGUAAAUGAAGCCCACGAAGAAUCUGUUGUGGACCGGAAAACUCACUUCCUAGAGAUGUAUCAAAUACUUGAGUCCAUGAAGUCUCGAGACUUGGGUCCCGCUUUAAAGUGGGCCACCACCAACCACGAGAAGCUCCGACAAAACGGAUCCGACAUCGAACUCAAACUCCACCGUCUUCAAUUCAUGGAGAUACUUCAACAUGGCCGUAGAGAUGAAGCUCUCAAGUACGCCCGAGCUUAUUUCUCCCCUUUCGCUAACCAACAUCUCCCCGAAAUCCAGAAGCUAAUGGCGUGUCUUUUAUGGGCCGGAAAGCUUGAAUCCUCUCCGUAUUCUGAGCUUCUAUCACCAACCCAUUGGGCCAAGCUGGCCCAUGAGCUGGCCCAACAGUUUUGCAACCUCUUGGGUGAAUCCUACCAAAGCCCGUUAAGCGUAACCAUAGCUGCUGGAGUUCAAGGCUUACCAACCCUUUUGAAGCUAAUGAACGUGAUGAACGGAAAGAAGAACGAAUGGCAGUCGAUGAAGCAGUUACCGGUACCGAUCGACAUUGAUCAGGAGUUUCAGUUUCACUCCAUAUUCGUGUGCCCGGUGAGCCGUGAUCAGGCAAGCGAAGAAAACCCGCCGAUGCUGAUGUCAUGUGGUCACGUGCUUUGCAAACAAUCGAUUACAAAGUUGUCGAAAAACAACAGCACGAGGCCUUUCAAAUGUCCGUACUGCCCAACGGAGGUGGAAGUGGGUCAAUGCAGGCGGUUGUACUUUUGAGAUCUGAUAUGUGCAUUGUGAGUUGUACGUUUGGUGUACCAAGUCUUCCCCCUUUUCCUUUUGAUAUAAGUUUAUGUGUUUGUGUUGUAAUGAAGUUAGGGGUUUGUGGUGUUGGGGGAUGUGAUAUUGUAAAAACUGUUGGCUGUACUUUUUGUUAUAAAUUUGCAUGUAAAUAGAAAUUCUUUCCAUUUGGGUC